Coccinella septempunctata (seven-spotted ladybird) is the source of this 1689-nucleotide messenger RNA. Its product is annotated as interleukin enhancer-binding factor 2 homolog. NCBI's taxonomy places the organism in Eukaryota, Metazoa, Arthropoda, Insecta, Coleoptera, Coccinellidae. The coding region runs from base 161 to 1339 and encodes 392 amino acids. The record is from RefSeq and is a predicted model, not a curated record. The transcript is spliced from 3 exons.
ACCCUGAGAACCACUGAAGCGUCUGAUCAAAGAGGAACUUCCUCUUUGGUUCUGUGCUCUUCAUUUAUCGAUUCAUGUCUUCUAUGUUUGUUGUGUUACCGGUUAACUCUUCUCACCAUUUUUCAGAUUAAAUAAUAUAAUCUAAGUGGAAAUUUAUACGAUGGCUAGAGGCGGAGUUCGUGGAGGACGCGGGAUGAACCGUGGAAUGGGUGGCAGGCUUCCUUUCAAGCCAAAGAUGUUUCUACCAAGGCACCCUUUCGAUUUAACUCUUUGUGAAUCAUCCUUUCCUAGGUGUAAACCAACUCCAGAUGAUAGCCAGUUCACACAGGCUCUACUCAAAAGAAACAGUGAUUUGUCACCAACAGCUGCCGAACAAACCGCUAUAUUGAAUCUGGUUACCAAAAUACAGACAGUCUUGGAUAAUUUGGUUGUUGCCCCAGGAAACUUCGAUGCAUGUCAAUUGGAGGAAGUUCGUCAAGUUGGUUCAUUCAAGAAAGGAACUAUGAUAGCAGGACAUAAUGUUGCAGACAUUGUUGUUAUAUUGAAAACAUUACCUACUCGUGAAGCAGUUGAGGCUCUUGGGAAUAAAGUACGAGAGGAGCUCAAGAAUCUUAUGAAAAGUGAAGUAGUUUCCAAAGGAGAACAAGUAUCUCAUAUCACCAAUGAAAGAGGAAUUGAAAUAAGCAAUAGUUUCGCACGUGUGAGGGUAAUGGUUACUACUCUUCAUCAUAAUAUACGUAAAUUAGAUCCAGAAAUUCAUUUGGACCAAAAAAUUAUGCUGAGCCACUUGGCUGCAAUAAGGCACAGUCGUUGGUUUGAAGAAAAUGCCCAUCAUUCUUCCAUCAAGGUACUCAUAAGGUUAUUGAGGGAUUUGAGAAAUCGCUUUGAUGGAUUUCAAGCUUUGACUCCAUGGAUGUUGGAUUUACUAGCUCAUUUUGCGAUUAUGCAUAAUCCUAGUAGACAAGCUCUGCCUCUAAAUGUUGCCUUCAAAAGAGUACUCCAGUUAUUAUCUGCUGGUUUAUUCUUACCUGGCUCAGCGGGUAUUACUGAUCCAUGUGAAGGCGUUAGUCUGAGGAUACAUACUGCUAUGACACUUGAACAGCAGGAUAUCGUAUGCUUGACUGCUCAAACACUCCUCAGAGUUCUUUCCCAUGGAGGUUAUAAAGUAAUAUUAGGAUUUGAAGAAAGAUCCACCGUUCCCAAGGAUCUUUCUGUUUGGGAUGGAGUAGUAGUUGCUCCCCUAGAUAAGGCUUAUGAAAAUCCCCCAGAGAAAAAAGAAGGUGAAGAUGAUGAUGAGGAAAUGGAUGCUGAAGGUGAAGAAACUAUGGAAACAUCUUAAAGUGCAUCAAUUUCAAAUAUCUGAAUUCUUUUAUAACGAUAAUUGAAAUUUAAGUGACCAAAAUUAGAUAUGGAUAUUGUGAAAAAAGAGGAAAGAUUGAACAAAAGCAUCUUUCAUUCAUUUACCUUUCCCAAAAAAAAAAUCGAGUUUAUUCAGCAAUCUUUUCUAUGAAAAAGUACCUUCUUGGAAAAUGGAAUGAUUCAAAAUAUCCUUAGCUUGCUUUGAUCACCAUAGAUGUUUACGUUGCUUUAUUUAAUUUUCGAUUCCUGAAUUGGUGAAUAUAGUAUAGUAAAAUAUAAUUUAUAUUGACUAAUGAUAACAUUUCUUUUUUAAUAAAUAUUAUCAUGAUA